Poecile atricapillus (Black-capped chickadee) is the source of this 1625-nucleotide messenger RNA. RefSeq names its product fibroblast growth factor 13 (gene FGF13). Gene Ontology annotation, biological process: positive regulation of gene expression; positive regulation of cell population proliferation; cell differentiation. The record is from RefSeq and is a predicted model, not a curated record. The coding region runs from base 447 to 1184 and encodes 245 amino acids. Gene Ontology annotation, molecular function: growth factor activity; fibroblast growth factor receptor binding. NCBI's taxonomy places the organism in Eukaryota, Metazoa, Chordata, Aves, Passeriformes, Paridae. Gene Ontology annotation, cellular component: cytoplasm. The transcript is spliced from 5 exons.
GGAGAAAAGUUAACUGCAGAAAUCGGGGCGAGGAGAGAUGCGAUGAUCUUGCACCAAGUGGAUGUGCCAUGGCUGCCCGCAAAUAGCGCGUCUGGAGAAGCUUGGAGGGAUGUCUUGCAAGCGAUCUGCGUGAUCUCCGUAGAAACGCUCGGCUCUGCCUGCAAACUUUCCCCUGCUAGAAGUUGAGAGGAAUAAAAAAGCACCAGAAAGUCAAAAGGGGAAGAUCCCAGAGGACAAAAUCGCUUGAGCGAAACUGUUGCGUCUGGAGCCGGGGCUCCGGAGCUCGCCCCGGUGUGCCCGGGCUGCCGUGCCGAGCGGCGCUGCUGGCGCUGGCCAGGCUGCCCGGCAGCGGCCCCAGCCUUGGGGACGGGCCGAGCAGGAUGCUGGCCACGGCCGGCCGGAGACCCCCGAGAGCCUGAGCCCCUGCGGCCGGGGCGGUGGCGGCCAUGGCCGCGGCCAUCGCCAGCUCCCUGAUCCGCCAGAAGAGACAAGCCAGGGAGCGGGAGAAGUCCAAUGCCUGUAAGUGUGUCAACAGCCCCAGCAAGAGCAAGGGAAGCUGCGACAAGAACAAGUUGAAUGUGUUUUCCAGGGUCAAACUCUUUGGCUCCAAGAAAAGGCGAAGAAGGCGACCAGAGCCUCAGCUUAAAGGUAUAGUAACAAAGCUCUACAGCAGGCAAGGAUACCACUUGCAGUUGCAAGCAGAUGGAACAAUUGAUGGAACAAAAGAGGAAGACAGUAGUUAUACUUUGUUUAACCUCAUACCUGUGGGUUUACGAGUGGUGGCGAUUCAGGGGGUUCAAACCAAAUUGUACCUGGCAAUGAACAGUGAAGGAUACCUAUAUACAUCAGAACAUUUUACACCUGAAUGCAAGUUCAAAGAAUCAGUAUUUGAAAACUACUAUGUGACAUAUUCCUCAAUGAUCUACAGACAGCAACAGUCCGGCCGGGGUUGGUAUUUGGGUCUGAACAAAGAAGGAGAAAUAAUGAAAGGAAACCACGUGAAGAAAAAUAAACCUGCAGCACACUUCCUUCCAAAACCCUUAAAAGUGGCCAUGUACAAAGAGCCUUCCCUCCACGACCUCACAGAGUUCUCCAGGUCUGGAAGUGGGACCCCAACAAAGAGCAGAAGCGUUUCAGGAGUGCUAAAUGGGGGUAAAUCCAUGAGCCAGAACGAGUCCACGUAGCCAGGUUCAGGCCAGCCAAGUGCUCUCUAAACAGAACCUUACCUCUGGAUGCAGUUGAUUUCUUACUCGCAGUCUUUCAUCCCAACCUUUGAUCGCCCAGGACGAGCCACCGAAGCCGCAUAGUCACCUGAUUAUUAUCCAUUAGAUCUGCUGGUUGGCAAAGGAUAAAGCCCAGGCAUGUAGAAUGUGCUUGUGCAAAUCACAAGGCAGGUGGAGAGCAGCAAACACAACUGCGGGAAAAUCUCCGAGAAGAAAUGUCCAGCUCUUUCUCUCUCUCACUUUUUCUUUCUCUCUUUCUCUCUCUCUCCUCUGCUUUGUGGAAAACGAAACAAAAACAUUUCACAGCAUUCACUGCUGAUAAGAAUUUGCUUUCCAACUCAGAAAAAGACCACUUUUGCUCUUCAAAGGAAAUUUUAAUGCUUGUAUGUUUUAUAGGGGCAA